This is a messenger RNA of Fusarium subglutinans, 2235 nucleotides long. RefSeq names its product succinate-semialdehyde dehydrogenase (NADP+). The record is from RefSeq and is a predicted model, not a curated record. The transcript has 3 exons. Bases 1 to 2235 code for a protein of 744 amino acids. Gene Ontology annotation, molecular function: succinate-semialdehyde dehydrogenase (NAD+) activity. NCBI's taxonomy places the organism in Eukaryota, Fungi, Ascomycota, Sordariomycetes, Hypocreales, Nectriaceae.
AUGUCAUCUCUCACCUCAACUCUCAAAGAUCCUUCGCUCCUCGUCGAGAACCGGCCCUUCAUCAACGGCGAAUGGCCUACCUUCGCGUCCGCUCAAACCUUCCCAGUCUAUAACCCCGCGACAAAUACCAUUAUCGGCUCAGCACCAGAAUGCACCGUCGACGACGUCAACAGUGCCAUCUCCGCGGCUUCAGAGGCCUUUCCCCUGUGGCGCGCUCAAUCAGGCCGCCAGCGCGCAAAGAUAAUUCGCAAAAUCGCAGAGCUACUCGCAGAACAUAAAUCCGAUAUCGCAAAGAUCAUCACUGCGGAGAAUGGAAAGGCCAAAGCGGAUGCUGAAGGGGAGGUGAUGUUCUCAGCGGGGUUCUUUGAGUGGUUCGCGGAAGAAGCGCCGAGGCUGUGCGGUGAUGUUGUCCCGCAUUCGCAGCCAAAUUCGAGAAUUCAGGUAAUCAAGCAGCCCGUCGGUGUUUGCGGUUUGAUCACGCCUUGGAAUUUCCCCUUGGCGAUGGCUGCGAGGAAGGUCGCUGCUGCGCUUGCGGCUGGGUGUACGGUUGUUCUCAAGACGGAUGGUGUGACGCCUUUCUCGGGGAAUGUUCUUGGUGUUCUCUCUGAGCGCGCUGGUCUUCCAAAGGGCGUUCUUAAUAUCGUCACUGCUCUGGACAACACACCGAAGCUAGGUCUUGCGCUGUGCGAGUCCGACGUCGUCAAGAAGAUCUCCUUCACGGGCUCGACCCGGGUGGGCAAGAUCCUGAUGAAGCAGUCAGCCGAUACUCUCAAAAAGCUAUCUCUAGAGCUUGGGGGCAACGCACCCUUCAUCGUGUUUGACGAUGCCGAUCUCGAGACCGCGGUUUCCAGCGCCAUCAUUGCCAAGUUCAAGGUCACUGGGCAAACAUGCGUUUGCGCCAACAGGAUCUACGUCCAGGAAGGCAUUUACGACCAGUUCUCCGAGCGCCUAAUUGAGGAAGUUGGCAAGUUCAAAGUUGGCAAUGGAGCCGACCCUUCAGUGACACAUGGCCCUAUGACGACAAGUGUGGACAAGGUCGAGGAGCAUGUCAAAGAUGCCCUCAAGAAGAAAGCGACUCUUCUCUUAGGCGGCCAGCGGUUACCCGAUCUCGGAAAGAACUUCUUCCAGCCGACAGUCCUGGGCGAUGUUGACGAUACGAUGGCCGUGACUUACGAAGAGACAUUCGGACCACUUGCGGCGUUGACCAGGUUCAAGACAGAAGACGAGGUUAUCGCAAGGGCAAACAAGUCCGAUGUCGGGUUGGCUUCCUAUAUCAUGACAAAUAACCUAGCGAGAUCGUACCGCGUGCAGGAGAGAUUGGAGUUUGGCAUGGUGGCCAUCAACACAGGUGUCAUCUCAGAUUGGGCUGCUCCAUUUGGUGGUGUCAAACACUCUGGUAUGGGGCGUGAGGGCAGCAAAUAUGGUGUUGAUGAUUACAUGGUUCUCAAGACAAUUGUCACUGGCGGCAUCAAUACUGUCAUAUCAAUUCUCAAAUCUGCCAAAUCGCAUCGUCUCCUCUCCCAAACAUCUUUCCCUCAACCCUCCUAUCGACACAAGAAGACCAAAAACGUCACCACAUCAUCAGACAUGGCUACCGACAAGAUGAAGUCGUCCCCUCUGAAGCCCUCAACCCCCAUCGCCAUCCCUCCCGGUCGAAAUCGCGCCUUUACCAUCGACCAGCUCCCUCAACACCAUCCUCCCUCCCGUCGCUCAAUCCUACCCGGAACUCCGAGCCCUCAAGGCUGCACAGACACCGCUCCUCCCGAUCCUCGCAAGACUGUCAACCCGGAAGACCCUCUCCGCUACGUCGACUCUCUCAAACUCCAAGUCGUCCGCAACCAGCGCGGCGAAACCCUCGGCCUCAAAGUCGUCGACGUCAACUCUGUCAAACCUGAACGAGCAAACAUUUGUGCCCAUCUUCAUAUCGGCAAAGAAAACUCUGGUCUUGUGUUUGAUGUCGAGAGUCCCGAGGCGAUGAAGGAGCUGUACUCUAAGGCGUCGUUGACGAUGGCCUCGGACAGGAUUAUGGGCAUUUUGUUUGCGCCUCCUGGGGCGGAGGCUGGGGGUAUCGCUAGGGAUGCGGAUUGGUCUUUUUUGGACGGGGAUGUUGGAGGUAGAGAGGCGAAGGAGGAGAAUUUGAAGGAGGAGAAUGUGAAGGAGAGUAGGGAUCAGGGCCGGUCAGAUGCUCAUACUCUGCUUCCCUUGCAUUUGAGGGAUCUUCAUCUUAAGGAUUGA